Messenger RNA from Brettanomyces bruxellensis, 2370 nucleotides. RefSeq lists its product as uncharacterized. Gene Ontology annotation, biological process: carbohydrate transport; transmembrane transport. The coding region runs from base 1 to 2370 and encodes 789 amino acids. Gene Ontology annotation, cellular component: membrane. Gene Ontology annotation, molecular function: carbohydrate:proton symporter activity. The record is from RefSeq and is a predicted model, not a curated record. The transcript has a single exon. Lineage: Eukaryota; Fungi; Ascomycota; Pichiomycetes; Pichiales; Pichiaceae.
AUGAAAAUUCCUACUGAAGACAAACUUCCUGAAGGACGAUAUCCAGAAGAUACAGGUGACGGCUCACAAACAUCCAUAAUGAAUGAUAUAUCUAAUGGCACGGAUGUAACUGAUGAGAAACGAUUCUCAAAUUCAAAGAUAACGACGGAUGAAACCACAAAUAGCAAUAGCUCAGGAACAGACGAUUUUCUCGUAAGAUAUGCACAACAUCCAGCAAGAGCGAAAAAGUCUGGCAAUUCAUCCUCUGACGCUUCUCCUUUAAUUCCUAUAACGCCUUCAAAUCAGAUAAGCCAUCUCUCAAGCGCAGAAAUCACGUCUGUUUCGAUACGCGAUAGUGCACCCACCAUAAUUAAUGAUUCGUACACGUCAAAUAUGUCGGCUCAUACGGACUUUAGUACGGGAAAGGGGACACAGAGUACACUGCAAGAAGAUGAGGAUGCACGUUUGAAAAAGCAUCGAUAUUCCACCUUUAUGGGUAUAUAUGUUGGUCUUAUGACCGCUCUUGGAGGCUUAAUUUAUGGCUAUAGUACGGGUGUUAUAAACAAUUUCCUAGAAAUGCCAUAUGUGAAAUCGCAUUUCCCGAAAAAUGGACAUUCGUUCACCGCUAGUGAGUCCGCAAUUCUCACUUCUAUCAUAGUAAUAGGAACAUUUUUUGGUGCGUUAAUCGCACCUUUGUCGUCUGACCGGUUUGGCAGACGGCCAACUAUAAUUAUAUUCACAGCUGUGGUUUUUAAUCUGGGUAUUGUACUACAACUUCUUUCAACCGGUAUAGGGCUCUUUUGCACCGGAAGGCUUAUAUCCGGCUUUGGUGUCGGUGUUUUGUCCGCAGUUAUUCCUCUUUAUCAGGCUGAGGCUUCACCAAGGUGGAUUCGUGGUUCUAUUAUAUGCAUGUAUCAGUGGGCUGUCACGUGGGGUCUCCUUAUCCAAAGCGCUAUAUCCCAAGGAACGAAAUCUAUAGACUCUGCUAGCUGUUAUCGAAUUCCAACCGGGAUUGAAUUAGUCUUGGCAAGCAGUCUAUCUCUUGGCAUGUCUUUUCUUCCGGAAUCCCCCCGUUAUUACGUUAGGAUUAAUAAAAUUGAUGAUGCCAUAAUGGCACUAUCUCGCCUCCGGCGGCUUCCACCGGAAGACGAGUCGUUGAUAGCUGAGCUUAUUGAUAUUAAGGCUUCCUAUGAUUAUGAAUGCAGUUUCGGUCAAACAACAUUUUGGGACUGUUUCAAAAAUUCCCCGUCCCGGGUUGGCCAGAAAAAAAGAAUGCUUACCGGUGUUUUGGUUCAGGCUUUGCAGCAAUGUUCUGGAAUUAACUUCAUCUUUUAUUAUGGUGUUAACUUUUUCGUCAAGACCGGUGUCAGUAACUCCUAUUUGAUGUCGUUGAUUACCUACAUUACGAACGUCGUGUUCACCAUUCCAGGUAUUCUUCUUAUUGAGAUUAUUGGAAGAAGAACACUUCUAAUGGGAGGAGCCAUCGGAAUGAUGAUAUCCAAUUUUAUUAUAGCAAUUGUCGGCGCUAAAACUGACUCAAUUACCGCCAAUAAAGUCAUGUUGACUUUUGUGUGCACGUUCAUUUCUUUCUUUGCCUCUACAUGGGGUCCUGUCUGUUGGGUUGUGGUUGGAGAAAUAUACAAUCUUUCCGUGCGGCAAAGGGCUGUCGCAUUAUGUGCAGCUACAAAUUGGUUCAUUGACUUUAUUUUUGCAUAUUGCACUCCUUACAUGAUUGACACCGGAAGUCAUACCGCAUCAAUGGGUACCAAGAUAUUCUUCGUCUGGGGAUCGCUAAAUAUGUUAGCGUUUUUUGUUGCUUACUUUCUUGUUUAUGAGACGAAAGGUCUUAUGUUAGAAGAUAUUGAUGAGCUAUACCAUAUUUGCAAAGUUGCCAGUAAAUCGUCUAACAUGGGUCCUUUGGUGCAUCAGAUGGCACAGCUUCGUAUUAAUGAAGAACAGCAAAGGGGUGAAUCAAUAUCAACCUCUAAAAGCAGGAUAGACUCGCAUCUAUCUUCUCUAGCUGGGGGUGAAACAUUUGAUGAGGUGCCCAUCGCAUUUCCAAGGCCUGUUCUUAAUCAUUCCGAAGGUGAAGAAUUAAGUGUGAUGCACUCUGGAAAUCGUUUGGCACCUGUCUAUGGAAUGAACACCGAUGCCUCACGGGUUCCUGGAAUGAUGAUGAGUAGUAUCUUGAAGCAUCCUAACAGUUUGCCACCAUCGUUAAGUUCUGAUGGAAGUGAUGAAAGUGUUGAUUUUUCGGUUGCUUCUGGAUCUUCCGGAAACGGACGUGGCCAUGAUCUCGAUCACAUGACACCGGAAGAAGAAUCGGCAAACAAUCAGAGUUUAGAUUUCUUUGCCUAUGGUGACAAUAGUGCUAGGCAUGCUUCUCAUUAA